CACUUUCGUACUGUUUUUUGACACGCCUUUCCGAUAAUCGUUUAAUUUUUUAUUAAAUUGUGUGUGAUUUUGUGUGUUAUUCAUCAUUAUUUGACACCAUGACGGACACCUACGGAACCCUGCCUACCGGGGGCAUAACCCUCAAAUGGGACCCCAAGAACCUGGAGAUCCGGACCACGUCGGUGGAGCGGACCCUGGAGCCCCUCGUGCUCCAGGUCACGACCCUAGUGAACAGCAAGGACAAGCAGGCCAAGAAGAAGAGACCGGGCAAGUCCAAGCGCGCGAGCGCCCUAGUCGCCACCGUGGAGCGAGCCACCGAGAUCUUCAUCGAACGGGGGCAGACCAUCGCCUACGAGAACCCGGAGAUCACCAGGGAGAUGCUGGCUGCGGUGGAAGAAGUCAGAAAGGCUGGUGCGGCCAUGAGUCUCGCAGCGCGCGAGUUCUCUGAGGAGCCCUGCGCUUCAGCAGUCCGCUCCUCCAUGGUCCGAGCCGCCCGCAACCUGCUCUCAGCUGUUACUCGUCUCCUGAUCCUGGCCGACUGCGUGGACGUCCAUCAGCUGCUGUCCCGCCACCGAGCCGUGGAGACCGACCUGGACAAGCUGAAGUCGGCCUCCUCGCAGUCGGAGCUGGUGGAGUGCUCGCGGCAGCUGGGGCGCUCCGCCGCCGAGCUGGCCGCGGCGGCCGCGCGGCGCCAGCGGGAGCUCAAGGAGCCGCGCAUGAAGGACGAGCUGGCUGCGGCCCGCGCUGUGCUCAAGAAACACUCCACCAUGCUGCUCACGGCCUCCAAGGUGUACGUCCGCCACCCCGAACUGGCGGCCGCCAAGGCAAAUCGCGACUACGUGUUGCGCGCCGUGUGCUCCGCUGUCGACACCAUCGCCUGCGUCGCCCAAGGCAGAGCCCUACCCAGCGCCACCCCUGCCGGAGGUAACGCUCGCCCACCAGUCGAAGGCCCCGGGGAGCUCGCGCAAGCCCUGGACGACUUCGACGAGCGCAUGGUCAUGGAGCCCCUCGCCUACUCCGAGCUGCGGACCAGACCCUCGCUGGAGGAGCGGCUCGAGUCCAUCAUCUCCGGAGCGGCCCUCAUGGCGGACAGCUCCUGCACCAGGGACGAGCGCCGCGAGCGCAUCGUGGCCGAGUGCAACGCGGUGCGCCAGGCGCUGCAGGACUUGCUGCACGAAUACAUGACCAACGUAUGUUUAUUAUUAUUAUUAUAG
Molecule: messenger RNA, 1214 nt
Organism: Cydia strobilella
Lineage: Eukaryota; Metazoa; Arthropoda; Insecta; Lepidoptera; Tortricidae
Product: catenin alpha-like
Exons: 8
Coding region: 99-1214 (371 amino acids)
Biological process (GO): cell migration; cell-cell adhesion
Cellular component (GO): catenin complex; adherens junction
Molecular function (GO): beta-catenin binding; cadherin binding; actin filament binding
Source: RefSeq, a predicted model, not a curated record